Messenger RNA from Asterias rubens (European starfish), 1503 nucleotides. RefSeq names its product transmembrane protein 223-like. The transcript has 2 exons. NCBI's taxonomy places the organism in Eukaryota, Metazoa, Echinodermata, Asteroidea, Forcipulatida, Asteriidae. Gene Ontology annotation, cellular component: mitochondrion. The record is from RefSeq and is a predicted model, not a curated record. Bases 462 to 1223 code for a protein of 253 amino acids. Gene Ontology annotation, biological process: nervous system development.
UGAGUUAUCUAUUCUAUCAAUCAAUACAACAUGCAUGAUCAGUUAAUAUUAUCGAUUCACUGUUAUUGAGUUACUAAAUUUUAAGGUAAAUAAUAGUGAAUUUGGCAUUCUUUUUCGGUGUGGACACUACAGUUUAUAAUAAUUAGGAGAGAAAGAUAGGCCAAAUUCCUUGUUUACAAAUGAUUUAAUAUGAAAUUUUAAGAAAAAUGUUUUAAAAAAUAAGUAAAACAAAGAAAUAGGGGGCUCUGCUGGGUAGACACUUAGAAAUGAGAAUAAAUAACUGCAGACUUGUGGUUAUUUAACUUAAAGGUGAUCUCACGCAGAGAUAUGACUGCAAUCAUUGACAUAUAUGUAACAUCAUUUGUAUCUUUAUUUUUCUAAAGGACUUGAGUGCAGGGAAAUGUGAACUUUAGAUUCGUCAUUGUAUAAAGAAAAGAAAGCAUUGGACAAGUGGAGUCAACAUGAUCAUUGGGAGAGCACAGAUCCUGCUGUCUGGAAGAAACCUUAGAUGUAUAGGGAUAUCCAUAUCAUCAAGGACUUUACAAAGCUCACAUCAAACUUUCAAAUUGUGCGUCAAUGGCGGAAUAUUUGCAAACAGAAGAGCGCAAUGUUUUGCCACACUCACGAGGAAACCUAUAAACCUAGCAAAAGAGACCGGGGACAAAAAUAUCCUCAUCUACCGAAAUGAUCGUCUUCGGUUUUUCCGUAUCCUCGGUAUAUUUGCCCUGGCGCAGGUGGGCUUCUGGUCAUAUAUGACUUUCAAUGCAUACACAACAAUGACUGAUUCGAGGAACUUUGAGAUGGUGAAGUACGGCCCAGAGGGGGCGCCACCCGAGAAGAAGAAUUGGGCGUCUCUGACGGGGAUAAGAAUGAAACUUCACUCUGGGAUUUGGAGAUAUGUUGUCACUUCAAUAUGCUUUGUUGUUGGUGGAACCAUCUUCUGUGGUGCAUGGCUUUACUGUAGAAAAAACAUCCACCGGAUCGUCCUACGGAAAGGGGGCACCAAGGUGACUAUCUCAACCUUCGGUUUCUUUGGGCAACCAUGGUCCUUUACCACACCCAUCACCAAUAUCUCCUGCCAACAUUCUCGACAUGGUGUACGUACACAGUUGCCCAUCAAGGUCAAAGGGCACCGAUUUUUCUAUGUGUUGGACAAGGAGGGCAAGAUGUACAAUGCUCCGCUGUUUGAUCAGACUGUUGGAGUGAUGCGAGGAUUACUAUAAACCAUUGAGCAGUUUAGCCAUUGACAAAUUUAGAAUGCAACAUUCAGUAUACAUUGUGUUUGUGAUUUGUUGAAGGUACUGCCGUUGAUUUCACCAAACUCUUCCUAACUUGGGAUUAAUCUUAGGACUUACGAAGAGUUAAGUUCCUUAUCCAUAGACGUUGGGACACAUUGAACCCAUCCUACGUUAGAAUGAGAUACUAAAGAUAGGAUUAUUCCUGGCACUUCAGUUUUCACUUGUUGCUCAAUUGUUCAUCAAAGUUGCAAGAAAAUAAUGAUAG